Molecule: messenger RNA, 1812 nt
Organism: Caenorhabditis remanei
Lineage: Eukaryota; Metazoa; Nematoda; Chromadorea; Rhabditida; Rhabditidae
Exons: 7
Coding region: 1-1812 (603 amino acids)
Biological process (GO): membrane protein intracellular domain proteolysis; regulation of response to endoplasmic reticulum stress
Cellular component (GO): cytoplasm; membrane
Molecular function (GO): metalloendopeptidase activity
Source: RefSeq, a predicted model, not a curated record
AUGCUGGCCACAAGUGCGAUCGCGAUAUUUUUAAUCGCAUGGAGUGCAAUAUUCCUUAUCGAUUAUGUCCUUCGUGUCGCUCAUUUCGAGCCAUAUCUUCGUUUAUCUCAUCGGUUCGGAAUUGAGGUUUCACCAUUCCAAAUUCGGUUUUAUGUAACCGCCCCACCCAAAGAAACAACUUUAUUGAAUGAUAAAGUUGAUAUUUUGGAUGAAGAGAAGAAAAGUGAUUUGUUUUUCGAGGAGUCUCGUCGAUCAAAAUGUCGAAAUUUAAUAGUACGCAUAUGGUUCGUAGUUGGUGUCGCUGCUUCAGUUAUCUGUUUGUUCGGAAUGACGUUCUACAUGUCACAUCUUCUACUUCGCGACGUCGGCCAAUGGAUGACUACUGCUCGACCUAAAGUAGCUGCUUAUAGAGGAAUGGAAUAUCGAUCUAUGCAUGAUGUUCUCACUUCAAUAUCACCACCCGAAGUGAAAACGACGACAGCACCAGAUGAAAUGCACGAUCCGGUUAUUAUUGACGAUUCAGAAUACGAUAUGAUUGAAGAUGGUCAGAAAUCAUCUUCACGUGGUUUGGUUCCAAUUAUACCAGGAUUCAAUCUUCCUUGGAGUCAUAUCCCAGUUUUCAUGAUUGUUCUCGUUGCUGCUGCUGUUUUUCAUGAACUUGGACACGCAUGGGCUGCGAUUUCUAACAAUGUAACUGUCAACGGAUUUGGAAUCUUCGUACUCGCAGUUUAUCCAGGGGCCUUCACUGAUAUCGAACCAGUUUCCCUGAAAAGAGCUACUCCUUUCCGUCGUCUUCAAAUAUUCGGAGCUGGAAUUUGGCAUAAUCUCCUUCUUGCUCUUCUUGCAUUUGGAAUGUUCCACCUGACCCCAGUUAUUUUAUCACCAGUGUUGGCUUAUGGCAAUGGCGUUUCAGUAAAAGGUGUGGACAUUCGAUCCGGCUUGUCAAAUUCACAAACAGGGCUUUUUUCGGGAGAUAUUGUGAAAAGUAUCGAUGAGUGUUCUGUAGAAACUACGGCAGACUGGUGGAGAUGUAUUCGGGAUUCGAAGAAUAUGCACAAUGGAAGAUGUGUUGACAAAGAAGCUGUUGAAGCAGCUACAUCAUUUAACCAUCGUACGGAGGCUGACGAAAUAUUGUGUUGCGAUGAGUUCAAUGUUACGACUGCCCAUGUUUGUUUCGAACGAGAAGAGAAGGUUGCUAAGGAAGUAGAAGCUCAAACACGCGCGCCUCAAUUGAAUGCUCUUCUUGGUUUAGAAGCACACGAUGAUACUCCGUAUGGUGCUGCAUUAGGCGCUGCUCCAGUUGAAGAAAAAACGGUUACAAAAUACAGUUGUCUUCAUGCGAGGCAUGUUGUUGAACAAGCCGUUUGUAACGUUAGCGACCCUUGCAAAAACGAAAAAGAUCAAGCGGAGAAAGUUUGUGUCUAUCCGGCUCUACACAAUGGAACAAGACUUGUAAAAAUAGGAUUAGCCAACCGAAACAAGCCAAUUCUUUUUGUGGGACAACUGAAUGAGAUGCUUGAAAUGGUUUCAAUUUCUCCUCUAACUCCUCGUUUCUCUUUUGUCCACAUUUCAUGGUUUGAACAUUUCGAAUUGGCUGUGAAAUACAUGUUCACACUAUCCCUUGCUCUUGGAUUGUUCAAUGCAAUGCCUGUUUAUGCAUUAGAUGGUCAAUUCAUAGUUCAAACAUUACUGAAAAGUUCUGGAUUGAGUCCCAGACGUCGAGAUCUAUUCCAAUACAUCAUUCUCCUCUUCGGAACUGUUGUCCUUGUUCUCAAUAUUCUCAUUGGUUUUAUUAAACUAGCCGUCAACUAG